Molecule: messenger RNA, 5006 nt
Organism: Pocillopora verrucosa
Lineage: Eukaryota; Metazoa; Cnidaria; Anthozoa; Scleractinia; Pocilloporidae
Biological process (GO): microtubule-based movement
Molecular function (GO): ATP binding; microtubule binding; microtubule motor activity
Source: RefSeq, a predicted model, not a curated record
CGACGCGAAAAUUGAUGGACAAGAGAUCUUUUUGUUGGAGUGGUUCUAAUUAUAAUCUAAUCCCUAUGGACUUCUGCUGUGGCAAUGGUUGGUGCAGUUUUUAUUUAUCCAAGCGAAGAUGAAAGAUAAGAAGUCUUUGCGAACAAGAGAAGGCGAAUCUGAUAGGAUUCGUGUCUACGUUCGAGUGCGACCCAGAACAGCUGAGGAAGCAAGGCGACGAGAAGAUCCAGGUGUUGAAUCCGAUAACUUUGAGGUUUCACUGAAUGAUGCAAGAGAGAGAAGAUACAGAUUUGAUCGCAUCUUUCCUGGCCAGACAACCAACAGAGAGGUCUACAACACAGUCGGCAGACCACUGCUUGAUGCUGUGUUUUCAGGCUUCAAUGGAACUCUCAUGGCAUAUGGCCAGACUGGAACAGGGAAGACCCACACCCUGAUGUCAAAAGAUGGCAUCUGUGCACUUGUGGCAGAAAAGUUAUUUAAGAGGAUCCAUUCAGACAAGCAUCAUGACUACAAGGUCUGCAUGUCUUACCUUCAGAUCUAUCAAGAGAAGAUUUACGAUCUGUUGAACGCUAAUUCCAAACUUGAGCUAGUGCUCAGAGAAGAUCCGACAAGAGGUGUGUAUGUAGAUAAUCUGUCGGAGUAUGUCGUUAGGGAUACUGCUGAAGUUCUCUCCUUGCUGAAGCAGGGGAGAAAGAAGCUCAUCUUUGCUGAAACGCGAAUGAACCGCGUCUCAAGUAGAUCUCACUCAGUUUGUCAGAUAACUGUGGAAAGAACGCGCGCUAAAGACGGCAACAAAGCAGGAGCAGAAGGUUUUUCCAGCGAGAGUAGCCUCCUGUCUCCUUCCUCCGCCAUGAGACCCCCGUCACGGAAGGGUGUACGAUCCACCGGCAGCUUAGACCGACUUCGCGAAGAAACCAAACCUCGUGACUUCAGCGCACCUUUAAAGAAAACGUCUGCAAAGCAACAGAGCUUCAUCCCGCACAGAACCUCUACUCCAGCCUCCAAACGUAGUCUGUCGCGCAAUAACGAUUACAGACACAGCUUUCAUUUGUCGUCACUUCCAGAAAUGACGGUCACGCCUGAUCAGCCGAACCGCUGGUCUAUAGGGGACAUGACUAGUAGUUUGACGGGCUUAGGGGGGUCUUUGCCAUUCUCGUCGAGUGCUUCCCAAGGGAGUGAUCUGCAACGUUCUAUGGAAUCUGAACUGGAAAGCAGUACUGAAAGUGAAGGUUGGCCGAGCACUCCUAGCAGUCCUGAUAUUCCAGAAUAUAGCUUAGGAGAGGAAGAUGACGACGACGAUGAAUCAUUUUUGGAAGGAAUCAGGAUACGCGAUGAUGUGCUGAUCGCAGGAAGAAUUAACAUAUGCGACCUCGCAGGAAGUGAAAGAGUUAAAAAAGCUGGUGUGGAAGGAGAGAGACUCGCUGAGCUACAGCACGUGAACUUGUCCCUUUUAGAAUUAGGCAACACAAUUCACGCCCUGUCAGAAGGGAAAAGAACACAUAUACCCUAUAGAAACUCCUCGCUGACUCGACUGUUACAAGACAGCCUUGGUGGGAAUUGUAAAACAAGUUUUGUGAUGUGUAUCUCGCCGUCUCUAAGAGACGUCAACGAGACUCGAUGCACACUUGACUUUGGUCAGCGGGCGCUCAAGAUUACCACAACAGCAUAUGUAAACAUUGAGAUUGAUUACAGAAAGCUUUCGGAAGAUUUGAGAAAGAGAAUCGAGUGUCAAGAAUUGGAGAUUAAAGUGCAAAAGGAUAACUUCGAGAAGCAAAGCAAUGCUAUCAAAAGUGAUGCAGAGUUGAAAUUGACCGAGGUACAAACUCUUUUGGAGACUGAGAGAGAUCGCUUCAGGAUCGAGAUUGAAAAUCUACGUAAAGAGAAGGAGAACCUUGCUAAGACGCUCUUCGAUGAAAGAAGCCAGCGGCGCGUCCUCGAAGGAAUGCACCAUGCCUCACUAGAGGCGGCUGUGCUCAUUGAGAGACAGAAAAUCAAAAGCAACGAAGAGCGAGAAAAACAACGACUGCAAAGAGCUCUGGAUGAGGAGCGAAGACGAUCUUGGACAAUAGAACAGCAAACAAAACAAGAAUACGAAAGAGCGUUGGAGGACGAGAAAAAACGCACCAAAUUGUUAAAAGAGCUCGAACGCGAGGGACUGGAAAAGUCUCUUCAGGAGGAGAAACAGCGAAGCAGAGAGCUUGAGGAGCGUUUGGUGAAAUCUCCCAGUCACGAGAGAUAUACACAGACGAUAGCCAUGUUCGACGAGCCGGAUUUUCCUCGCAUGCCGCCGGGAACAAACCAAACGGAAACACUGUAUAAUGUGUUGCUCGCAGAGAUUAUGUCACUUCAGUUGCUGUACCAAAUGCAAGAUCUCUCCCACGCCUGCAACGCCGACGACCCGAAGUCACGCGAUAGCGGUUGUGCGGAGUACGAGGAAGAGGUCAUUCACUCCGUGAGCUCGAGCGUUUUGGAAAAAGGAGGACUUUUAUUGAAUAACUUGAGAGGCAGGCAGGGAGGCGCUAGUCGGUUUUCGUUGACGAGCACCGAUUCCUUACGAGAGUUGUACCUGUUACAGUUUCCGCCUUCGCCGAAACUUUCCCGAGCAUCACAAAAGACUGAGUCAGUUCCGAUCAUACCUUCAAAGGGCUCGUUGUCCGAACUUCAUUCCGAUUCGAACAAAAGCUUCAUGUCGACAGAUUGCGACGGGCCGAGAGGACAAGACGGAACAUCGAGCUCCAGUAUGGAGUCCUUUCUCGAAGAGCCGCUGAGCCCGCGUUGUCGGCGUCGACCUUGCGACAGUGGCUGCAGUAGUCAGCAUAGCGACUCAGACCACUCCCCUGGGGCGGGUAUACGGAGUCGGCCAAUCGACAUCGCAGGACGCACUCGAGCCCUCAGUAAUCCUGUCAAUCGGCUCAACGUGAGUGCAUACGUACCGCUGGCUGAAGGGGAAGAUGAAGAUUUUGAUCUGGCCGAGCCAGACGAGAUCCAAACAGUCAAGAAAAGAGUCGACCAUCUGGAGAACGACUUGUGCCGGCUGAAGACGGAGUUGGACGCGGAGACGGUGAACUUUUUCUCCGAAGUCUUCCGUGUGGAAGUGCCUUUCUUGCGAGAAGGAGAGCUGUCCCGUGUCAUGAGACGUUUAUUUGAAGGUGUCAAGGAAAAACUUCUCUAUAGAAUAUGCGCCGGUCAACGCAGUCCUGUCGAGGAGGAAGAAGACGAACUUGACCUCUCACCACCCGUGCUAGAAGAAGCAGUGAACCUGUUACUUGUAAGCAAGACAGUCAUGAGCUGCCUUCUUGUUUUACAAAACAGACGUAAUACGGGAAAGAGCCACAACUCGACCACGACGGAGUUACCAACAGUUAUUCACGUGCCGUCAAAGGCUAAUAAAAAAACACAAACAAGCCCAGGACCCAAUCGAUCAUUGAGACGGAUACGAAAAGAUGUAAGCGUUGGAACAGAUCUGCCCGCCAAGAUACAACUCAGUAAUAAAGAAUGUCAAACAAGUCUCCAGGAACUCUCAAACCGAGCGCUGGCGAUAAAUUCGCCGCCUAAAGACGAAGUUCUGCAAGUCAAUCCUAAUCUGGAGGCAUGGAACGACUUUCCUGAUUCAAACGCGCAUCGGACUUUUCAAGAUAGCAUACCACCACAAUCACGUGACCCAGACGGCGCCUCCAGUGAGGGCGAGCCUGCGAUCAUUGAUGAGAACCGCGAAGAAGUGGCCUUGGAAUCAAGAUAUGAGGGCGUUAUGUCUUACAGCGAAGAUGACGAUUUGAGAGAAACAAAAGGAAAGAAAAAGAAAAAGACGAGACUUUUCUCGUGUUUAAGUCCCCCCAGAUUAUCCAUCCGAAAGAAAUCUGAAAAAGCGAAUCGGUCCAAACCAGAGACAACCAAACUGGUGAUGAAAGAGAUAUAAUAUUAUUUAAAUUUAGAGGUUUUGUUUGUGUUUGGUCGGCAUAAUGUUUACUUAGUUAAUUUGACAAGGGGCUCAGAUAAAUUAUUUGAGUGUCUGAUUUAUUGAGGAGCACUUUAAAGUUUGAUCAAAUAUUGCCCGUUUAGUGAAAAUGAAAUGUUCUUUCGUUUAGUAACUUAAGUGAAUCAUUACGCGCUUUAACAAAGAAAGCAGUGUAAUGAUCUUGGAAGGUAUUUAUAUUAAAAAAAAAAUUAGUUAAUGAAGAGUUCUUCUAUUGUGAGAGGAAAUUUCACAGGUUAUCUAUUCAGAUGGCGUAGAUCAUGGUUUAUUUGUUCUGUCAAAAACAUUUUUUUCAGAAUAAUGUGGCAAAUAGUAUUUGUUUUGCUAAUAAAUGUUUAGAGCUUUGAUAAUUUUAUUUAAGUUAUAAUAAGUAUAUUGCUUAGGGUUAGGUUUUCAGUUUUCGUAGGUCUUGAUUUUUAUAGUACGUCCAAGUUAUGAGUUAAUAAUCAAAAUUAAUGUAGUAACGUGCAUGUUCUAUUAUUUUGUUACGUUAACCAAAUGUGAAGUCGUUAUUUUUAUAGCAGUUGAUAAACUUGUUUAAAAUCUUGUUUUAAAUAUUGUCAAAAUCUAAACGUACAUUAAAGGAAUAUUUAGAAACUGGACAAACACUAGCUUUGCUUAAUUGUAGUUAUAAAAAGCCAGGUCAUGCAUAAUUUGUAAUAUUUGGGUACUCCAACGAUUGUAGCGCAUUAGUCUCAACUUAGACAAUUUUCAUAUUGUUUUCACUUUCAUAAUCGUGUCUUUCAGUUUAAGACUGGUUGACUUUCAUUUUCUUUCACUCUUUUCUUUUUUAGUAGUUUUGGAUGUCGGUAGGUAAGGUCAUGUCAAAGAUUUGUCGUGAAAUACUUUCCGUAUUGAUGUAUUGAACACAAAAUUUGUGUCGUGUAAGUAGUUGCAUCUUUCUGUAGUACUGGUAAAUUGUUGUUGUUUUUUAAUUUCUGGAGAAAAAAUAGGAGAUUUAUCUAAGAGAGGAAUGAAGAGUAAGGUUCAUUUAGUUUGUUUGGGCUACGAAAUAAAUAAAAUGACGAACAUA